UACAGCGAGGCAUGGAAGUGAGUUUUUUAAAGCAGCUCACAUAAACGACACUGUCAGCAUGAAGUCCUUAUUAACAAGUAAAGAUUUUGAUCCUGCCAUUCGAGGGAAUUUAGAAGAAACAAUACUGCAUACAGCAUUGUUAAAUGGCAAUAAAGAAAUUGCGGAAUUCAUUCUGGACAUGAUGCCAUCACUGAUCAAUGAACCGAUGACAUCUGAUAUGUACAGAGGUGAGACACCCAUGCACAUUGCUGUUCUGAAACAAGAUGUGGAAAUGGUUAAAGAACUUCUGAAAAGAGGUGCUGAUGUGAUGAAUGCUCGGGCAACGGGAUCCUGCUUUGUCCCUGGAGAAGAAUGUCAGUGUUACUAUGGUGAAUAUUUGUUGUCAUUUGCAGCAUGCAUUGGCAAUGAAGAGAUUGUCAGAACUCUUAUUAAGCAUUGCGCGCCAUUAGAGGCACAAGAUUCCUUAGGUAAUACAGUGCUUCAUGUGUUAGUUCUACAACCAGAAAAAGAACAGGCAUAUUCCAUGUAUGAUCUUAUCACAUCACUUGUGUCUGAGAAACAUCAUCAAUUUGUAGAAAACAUUGUGAACAAUGAUGGCUACACUCCAUUGAAGCUUGCAGCAGCUGAAGGUGACUUUGUAAUGUUCAACUAUUUGGUGCAAAAACAAAAGAAGAUAUACUGGACAAUGGGGACAAUUUCUUACUGUGUCUAUGAUCUCACCAACAUUGAUACAUGGGGUGAUCAAAAAUCAGUUCUGGACAUCAUAACAACAAGCAGGAAUAGUGAGGUUCGCAAACUUGUUGAUGCUAAACCAGUGAAGGAGUUAUUACAUCAAAAGUGGAAUUCCUUUGGAUAUAAGUAUUUCCUGAUAUGGAUGUUCUCCUAUAUUAUGUACAUUAUUAUAUUCACCGUUGCUAGUCUUUAUCGGCCCUUGAAGCCAAUUCCACCCGGGUUAUCUGACAACCUUACCAUUAGAACACAAAAGACUUUGGCAGAAUCCUAUCAAACAAAGGAAGAUUAUCUGAGACUUGUGGGUGAACUAAUAACCAUCAUUGGAGCACUGGUGAUACUCAUCAGUGAGAUCCCUUAUCUGUACAGGAUUGGUCCAAGAAAUUAUUUAGGAAAUACCUCAAUAGGAGGGCCUUUUCCAUUGCUCUUGGUUUGUUACUCCCUAUUGAUUUCUGUGGCCGUUAUCAUGAGAAUCCUCGGUAAUGUUGAAGAAGCAGUUCCAAUUUCUUUGGCUCUGAUCAUUGGGUGGUGUAACACCAUCUAUUUUGCGAGAGGUUUUAAAAUGCUUGGACAGUUUUCCAUUAUGAUUCAAAAGAUAAUUUUUGGUGAUUUUAUGCAAUGGUGCUGCCUGGUACUUAUCUGUAUCACUGGAUUUACCUCUGCUUUUUAUGUUAUGUUUCAGACUCUGGAUUUGAGAAAUUAUCCGUAUUUCAGGGACUUUUCAAUGACCAUGUACACCACAGUUGAGCUAAUGAUGGGCUUAAUUGAUCUUCCAGUUCCGUAUGAUAGGCCUACUCCCAGUAUUAUAUAUACUGGCUAUGUUCUAUACAUGAUCUUUGUGUACCUUUUGCUGUUAAAUUUGUUGAUUGCAAUGAUGGAUGACACAUAUUGGAGAAUUGCAUAUGAAAGAGAGGAACUUUGGAAAGUGCAGAUCGCUGCCACCAUACUGCUUCUAGAACGACGUGUGCCAGUAUUUCUGAAGAUCCGCUCCGGAGUUCCAGGAAGAUCUUUGGGUUUUGAUGAUGACAAGUGGUAUAUUGGGGUUGAGGAAAUUCUUACUGAAACAGUGGGAACAAAAGUGCAAGUCCCAGCAUUGAAUGCACAGAAGUAUUCACACCAUCUGGGUUGGGACGCAAUUCGAAAAAAUCUUGCAAAAAUCAUAAGCAUGAGAGAUUCUUCUGAGUCUACCUCUUUUUAG
Molecule: messenger RNA, 1927 nt
Organism: Carcharodon carcharias (great white shark)
Lineage: Eukaryota; Metazoa; Chordata; Chondrichthyes; Lamniformes; Lamnidae
Product: transient receptor potential cation channel subfamily V member 6-like
Exons: 15
Coding region: 59-1927 (622 amino acids)
Biological process (GO): calcium ion import across plasma membrane
Cellular component (GO): membrane
Molecular function (GO): calcium channel activity; protein binding
Source: RefSeq, a predicted model, not a curated record